This is a messenger RNA of Anoplopoma fimbria (sablefish), 3927 nucleotides long. It is a transcript of the gene qsox1, whose product is annotated as quiescin Q6 sulfhydryl oxidase 1. The record is from RefSeq and is a predicted model, not a curated record. Gene Ontology annotation, molecular function: protein disulfide isomerase activity; flavin-dependent sulfhydryl oxidase activity. Gene Ontology annotation, biological process: protein folding. Gene Ontology annotation, cellular component: Golgi membrane. The transcript is spliced from 13 exons. NCBI's taxonomy places the organism in Eukaryota, Metazoa, Chordata, Actinopteri, Perciformes, Anoplopomatidae. The coding region runs from base 273 to 2699 and encodes 808 amino acids.
AAAAAACUGUACUGUCACUUUUACUCGCAACAUUUCAUCCUCACACCAGACGUCAACCAGAGAAAUGAGUGGAAGUCGAGCAGGUCGAGCGAGUUACUUUGUGGCUUGAGGUGUGCGUUCAGAGGACCGGGAGCACGGCAGGGGGAGGAGGAGGAGGAGGAGGACCCAUGGAGACUUGCUGAGUGAGGCACAAAAGUUGUGUCAAGUUUUGCGACGCUGAGGUGAAAACUUGCGGUCCACACCGAGGGUUUGCUGCUCGAGCUGCGGGGAAGAUGGCGCGGCGCUGCGGCCGUGCCACGUCUCGGUUUACCGGAGAAAUACACAAACAUGCCGGAAAGAUAGCAACACCCGUGGUUUUGUUAUUUGUUUGUCUUCUUUCCCCCUCCGUUGCGCAGGCUGGACUGUACACCGCUUCUGAUCAGGUCAUCUUGUUGAGUCCGGGUAAUGUGGAGUCGGUUCUGAUCAACUCCACAGCAGCUAUAUUUGCGGAGUUUUAUGCUUCGUGGUGCGGACACUGUAUUGCCUUUUCUCCGGUCUACAGAAACCUGGCGAGAGACAUUAAAGAGUGGAAGCCAGCUGUGGACCUGGCAGCUAUCGACUGUGCUGCAGAAGAGAACAGGAAGUUCUGCACCGCCAUUGGCAUCAGAGCAUAUCCCACUAUCAAGUUCUUCCAUGCAUAUUCCAAGGCUGAUUCUAAAGGACAGGCCUUUAAAGCUUCUUCUCAUGAUGUUCGAGUCCUCCGUCACAGGAUCAUAGACAAACUCGAAAACCAUGUGGAGCCCUGGCCCCCCGCCUGCCCCCCACUGGAGCCCACCAGCCAAGCAGAGAUCGACAGCUUCUUUGAGACCAACAACGUUCAAUACCUGGCUCUGAUCUUUGAGGACACAAAAUCCUACAUCGGCCGAGAGGUAACCCUAGACCUGUUACAAUUUGAGAAUGUCACAGUGCGGAGAGUCCUGAAAACUGAGGAUGGUCUGGUAACCAAACUGGGGGUGACUGAGUUUCCAUCCUGCUACCUUUACUCUCCUGGAGGCAACUUCAGCAGACUCAGAGUCAACAUUGAGGCCCGUACCUUCUACUCUUACGCCCUCCAGAGGCUGCCGGGAGUGACGCGGUCGGGGAAGCCUCCACCGGUCACCACAGACGUCAGCAAGGACAAACAAGAGCCCUGGAAACCCUUCAACAGGUCCAGGGUGUACAUGGCCGACCUGGAGUCGACGCUGCACUACUCUCUGCGUGUGGAGCUGGCUGCUCAUACUGUCAUCAAAGGAGAGGCUCUGACUUCUCUCAAGAAGUACAUCUCUGUCCUGGCAAAGUAUUUUCCAGGACGUCCAGUGGUGAUGAACCUUUUGAAGUCCUUGAACUCUCAGCUACAGAACCAGACUGGCAAUGAGAUUUCCUAUGAGGCAGUCAGAGAGAUACUGAAUAACACAGCUCAGUCUCCAGACACUGCCCUGCCUGAAGGAGAGAGGUGGGUGGGCUGUCAGGGUUCACAACCCCACCUAAGACGUUACCCUUGUGGGAUGUGGACUCUCUUCCAUGUUCUCACUGUCCAGGCCAAGAACACAGGAGGCACAGAUCCCCAGGAGGUGCUGAGUGCGAUGAGAAACUAUGUCCACAGCUUCUUCGGCUGCAGGGCGUGUGCCGAGCACUUUGAGAUCAUGGCGCGCGAGAGUAUGGUGGAGGUGAAGACGCUGUCGAUAGCCGUGCUGUGGCUUUGGUCCAGACACAAUCGGGUCAACAACAGACUGGCAGGUGAUUUGAGUGAAGAUCCAAACUUCCCAAAGGUCCAGUGGCCUUCACCAGAAAUGUGUCCGGCCUGCCACUCAGUGAAGGACAACGGGGAGCACAGGUGGAGCCAGGAGCAGGUUUUUCCCUUCCUCAUGUCCUACUUCUCAUCCAGCAGUAUCCUCACAGAUUACCUCGAAGAUGAAAGCCAGAUCCUGGCAGAGCAGAGGGAGAAACAUGCGAGUCAGCAGCAAGCUUUAGAAGCUCAGAAGCGUGUAGAGAGGAAAGCCAGGGAGGCCUUGGACUCCAUGACGCAUCCUCUGCCAUCGCAGUCCACUGUGCAGGACGAGGAGGAGGAGGAGGAAGAGGAGGAAGAAGAGGGGCCGCAGGAUGAAGAGGACGAAGGUAAUGAAGGAGCUGCAACAGAUGAGAUGGAGGGUAAGACCUUGGAGACGACCCCCUGGGCCAAACCCGAAAUGGAGGUGGGUCGAGGCCGGCGGCAGGCCCACAGGAAGCCGAGCAUUGUGGGUCUGAGGAUGCGAGAGCUGCAGGAGGACAUCGUGGAUCUCGACUCGUUCGUCAACCAGCACUACAGGGCCAAGGCGCUGCAGGUGGCCGCCUCCAGCCGGGUCAAACAGCGCACCCUGCAGAGGAAGGAAGAGCGGGAUCCGGGGCCGGCGUUUGGUCUCGGCAUGGAGGGCCUGCAGCCUGUGGAAGCAGACUUUGAGCUGGAUGCGGGGCAGCAGAGAAAGCGGCUGCAGAAGCGAGAACUGACGGGCCAGCACUUCGACGAGGAGGUGGAGUUGAGCCACGGGGGACGCUUGAUGUCGGCGCUGAGCAUUGGAUUCUCCAAAGUGGACAUCAGCCUGUGUGUCAUCCUGUAUUUCCUUUCCUCCAUGUGUCUUCUGGCCAUGUGUCUCUUUUUCAAAAAACGCCUCAGGCUACGGCGGGGUAAAUUGGCCCUACCAUGAACCAAAGUGUAUCCAAAUUUGAGCUGAGUCAGCAAUGAUUAAGGUUCAUUAGGUUCAUGUAGGCUGAGGUUGGGGUUACUGUAAGGGGAUGUGUCGAGAUUAGGGCGAUCUUAGGCGCUCCACUUAACCGUCCCCUACAGCCGAAGCAGGAAACAGCGAGCUUCACCCUGAAUGUCGUGGAUAUGUUGUGUCUAACUGGAGUGGAGGAGAAGGGAAAAUGAGCAGAUAACCAUCCAAAUCUUUAAAAAUCAGGACAAUUAUUUAAUGUCACACCUAUUCUGGCUUUUUUCAGGCAGCAUCACAGCUAUGGGAAAUCUGUGAAUAUAGAUGAAUAAUUCCAGAAGUGGGUUUCUGUUUGAAGUUAAGGAUAAUCAUUUUUGAUUUUUUGUUUGACCACUUAUGGUGGAUCAAAUUAAUCCCAAUAUCACAUUAAUUACAAUUUUAAUUUGUAUGAAAUAAAUGCAACUAAUGCGUUUUUUUGAACUAAGUGAUUUUUGUUGCUUUACUGAAUUUUUGGUCAUUAGUAACAGUGUGGGGUUUUUUUUUAUUUGUUUUUUAUUUUGCUAGUAGUAGAGGACCUCCUAAACUACUUCUCUGUGUACUAUGACAACAUUAUUUUUUUCAUUUCAGUCACAAUUUUUAUAUUUUACACAUAUAAAUAUUUGAAUAAUUUCAAUUAAAUACUCAAAUAGGUUUCUCUUUGAUUUAAAAAAAAAAAAUAAUAAUAAUAAAUUCAGUUGUAUCUUAAAUUACAGAUAAACCGUUUCCCUCAAAUCAAUAACAUGCAUUUCUUUGUAUAAUUAGACCAAACAGUCCCAGUCCCUAAAUGUGUUGUGGGUUUGUUGAAGGCCUGACAGUGGCUCCAUAUUGCUGAACACUGUGAGCGGACCAGCAGGGCCACACUAACUUUCACCAGAGAAGAGCGGAUCAGCCUUUUGUUGUUCAGCUCCUCUCAGGUGGUUUACUGUUCAUAACACUGAGCAUUACGUCACACCUUUGAAUAUUACAUCACACUGCUGAGUCCACACAACAGCUACUCUGGUUGUUUAUGAAGUGUUUUGGAGGGAGCGACGCAUAUGUUCACACUGGACAAGGUUUUAGAAUAAGCAGGAUUUGUUUUUUGGCUUUUGUCCAUGAUGUAAAGCCUCGGCUGGUCAUCUCAAAAACACUGUUUUUCUGUUUGCUUCUUUGCUUCGGUCUGAAUCAAUAAAAUUAUUUUUGAUAAGGA